Molecule: messenger RNA, 1442 nt
Organism: Columba livia (rock pigeon)
Lineage: Eukaryota; Metazoa; Chordata; Aves; Columbiformes; Columbidae
Exons: 2
Coding region: 111-1442 (443 amino acids)
Molecular function (GO): RNA-DNA hybrid ribonuclease activity; nucleic acid binding
Source: RefSeq, a predicted model, not a curated record
UUCCUCGACAAUGGUAUUUGUUGCUGCAAUAUGUGGAUGAUAUUCUGAUUGCUGCUGAGACCCAAGAACUUUGCAUUCAGGUAACAAUUGAAAUAUUGAAUAAAUUGGGAAUGAAUAGAUAUAAAGUGUCAAAAAAUAAAGCUCAGAUUGCAUCCACAACUGUGAUCUAUCUAGGAUGCGAGCUUUCUCAAGGACAGCGAAGACUGGGUAUAAACCGUGUGCAUGCUAUCUGUGCGAUCUCAGAACCGCGUAACUUACAUGAAUUAAGAUCUUUUCUAGGAAUGGCAGGAUGGUGCAGGCUCUGGAUCAUGGACUAUGGACUUAUUGCCAAACCUUUAUACGAGGCACAGAAGAAUAAGACCUUGGUGUGGAAAAAACCACAACAGGAAGCUUUUCAAAAGUUGAAACAGGCUUUAAUGCAAGUGCCUGCUUUGGGCCUACCUGAUCUGAGUAAAGACUUUCAGUUAUUUGUACAUGAACGACAGAGACUUGCUCUAGGGGUAUUAACCCAAUGGCUGGGAUCUUGGAAAAGGCCUGUAGGUUAUUUCUCUAAACAACUUGACCCGGUAAGUGCUGGAUGGCCGAAGUGCUUGCUGGCGGUGGCUGCUACCGUGAUAUUAAUUCAGGAAUUCCGGAAACUGACUAUGGGGAAAAAGAUCGAAGUGUUUGUAUCCCAUAUGGUGACUACUGUAUUGGAACAAAAGGGGGGUCAUUGGCUUUCCCCAAGUAGGAUGAUGAAAUAUCAGGCAAUUUUGACAGAGCAGGAUGAUGUUAUCCUAAAAACAACUAACCUAAUGAAUCCAGCUGUGUUUUUAAGCGCAGAGACUGAAGAAGAAAAUCUGGAACAUGAUUGUGUGGAGGUCAUUGAAUAUACCCAUGCAAGUCGACCUGACCUGAAAGAUACCCCAUUGGAGGAGACGGAUUGGGAGCUUUUUACUGAUGGCAGUAGUUUUGUGGAAAGCGGAGUGCGGUAUGCAGGAUACGCGAUUACUACUGCCAAAACAAUAAUUGAAGCUAAAUCCCUACCACCAAACACAUCAGCACAGAAAGCUGAGUUGAUAGUCCUAACUAGGGCAUUAGAGCUCAGUGAAGACAAAAAGGUCAAUAUUUGGACUGACUCAAAAUAUGCAUUCGGGGUUGUUCAUGUACAUGGAGCUCUUUGGAAAGAGCGUGGACUGCUCUCCUUCCAAGGAACAAACAUCAAGUACCAAAAAGAAAUAUUGAACUUGAUUAAUGCCGUUCAAAAGCCAUCACUAGUUGCCAUCAUGCACUGUAAAGCUCAUCAGAGUGGGACAUCGAAAAUUAUUGAAGGAAAUCGACUUGCUGAUCAGACAGCCCAAUCAGUGGCACGACGAGUCUGGAUGAUGGUGGGUCUCGUCUCCCAGAAGGACAUUGAAUCGACUCAGAUCCGUAUUAGUGUGGAAUCGCCCACUAGCACUUGA